AUAAAUACUGUGUUGAAAAGAUACAAAUUUAUUUCAUUCAACCCCCUUUGUAACCCUUCAGGUUAUCAAUGUAGCACUAGUUGGAAAAUUACCAAAUUGACUUAUAUUCACCGUUGAGGGCUUUGUUUUGGUCAAGUAUAAUGCGCACCACUUGUCUGUUCCGGUCACAUAGGGCUGUAAAUUGUUCGCGUUUGUGAACAGUUUUGUCGGUUAAGUUAGGUGUAGAAUUUAUCCUCCAUGGCUAACCGCAAACAAUCCAAAAGCACCAGCCACUCCCACUGUGGAGGACAAGCCGAAGGAGCAUUGCUUUUCUACAGAGCACAGUUCGGUGUCUUGUGGAAUUCUUAGAGGGGCGCAGAGAAUCCGGUUAUUCGUCACCACAGUCGCAAGGGAAUUUCCAAUAUAGAAGCAUAGCUCUCUUCUUUGGUGAACAGACACUGCAGGAACAGCCAAGGAUGCAAAAUGCCUACCUUUUCUACGGCUGUAAUAUUUCAACCUACAUUCUACUUUCUCAUACGAUGCUGCUGUCGUUCGCUAGUGCAGGACGCCGAGCGCUGUACGGCAGCCUGUGUACAAAGCAUGACAAAAAAAUAUUGCCACUAGUAUAGCCAUCAGACGGGAGCGGUACAGUUUCUCUUCCCUUAUUUUACCUUUUUUAAUAUUUUCAAUCUAUUUAGUAUUUUUAAUCACAAACGACGACGAUGAAUGCGGUUCAUUCAUGCCACGACCGGCAUCAAUGCUUUCGUGUGCAGACCUCUCCCUUUGACUAUACAGAGAAAAGUGUACAAAGCGAGAGGGCAAACUUUACUACGCCACACUCUCACCGAGUCGUCGGAGUACAGCAGCAAAACAAAAAUGUAUUUUACUGCUGUAUGCUGAUGCGUCGCUGUAGCGGGCUGUACGGCUUGUGCAAAUGUAAAUAUACCGGAAAAAUGUAGUUUACCGGUACCGCUCGCAUCCCUGGGAACAGCCAGCGUAAACACCGAAAGAACGCGUUUGAAAUUCAGUAUUAUAAAAGUAAAAUUUUUCCCUCUUCUCACUAGACCCGGAGAUCGACUCCAACGUCUCCGGGUCAAACUCAGAGGGUUCAUUUUCAAUAUUCAGUCAUGCAACUGAAAACGUCAAACGAGCAAACUGCACAUUCAUUCAAUGUAGGUUUUCAUUCUUCCUUGAUUAUUGAAUACUUUACGAUGACGUCACAAAUGAACUGAGUGUUCAUUUUUAACAGUUCGCUUGUACUGUUUACAUGAACUUAGAAAAAUUCUCUACGAUUUGCUUCGAGCGGCUCUAGUCGUCCACAAAUUUUUCUAAGUCCAUGUAAACAGUACAAGCGAACUGUCCAGAAAUGUGAGGUUAACUGUGUGAGUAAAGAACUUAAUUGCACGAAACACAAGUGCAGCAACGAUUCAAACGCAUCAAAGUUGGCCUUCGCACGAUGUAUGUGAUGAUAAUUAUUAUUUUAUAUGCUUUACCAACAUUUGAAAAUAUUUAUUUAGAUAAUUAGUGAAAUUAAUAUUACAUACUUUACGAUAUUCAACUGAAUAACAUGAAUUUUUGAAUGAUUAUUUUUCUAUUCACCACGAGUUGCAUCAGGUUCAUUCUCAUCCUACAACAAAGAGCUUCGAUUAUUUUUACUCUGAUUGUUACCACGCAAAACGGAUAUUAACCGUUGUGUGUCCGACGCGGUACCCGGGUACCUUUUUAAGUUUCAAUUAAUUAAAUUCCUAUGUUUUAUGUUUUAUCCAUAGGAAAUUGAAACUUUGUGACAUCUUAGAACUUCACUAAGUCAAGCUUUUGGGUUAAUAAUAUUGUUGAUAUAGUGAGGGUGAGAGUGAGGAGGGGCUCCUGAAUUUUUUUACUACGUAACAGGCCGACGUGGGUACCCGGGUACCCACAAAACUAAAAUGCCCAUAACUAAAGUAAUAUCCAACCGAUUUCGAUACUUUUGGCCGUUUUGGAUUCAGGAACUCAUCCACUUUUGGACUUGGCAAAAAUGAAUCGGGUUACUUCAUUCGGUUCCCAGGAAUCCGGGUUUCCGGAAGCAGGUUCCAAUGCUAGGGUACUAUUUGCGAACUUCAAUGGAAUAUUAGCAAUAUGGGUAUCAAAAUUCUUGGAAUUGCAUCAGUAGCCUGUAUAUCGUGGUUUUGGAACCAUUUGGUUAUUUGACCCCGGAACGGACAUUCCGGAGCAGGUUCCCGUGGGGCCGUGAGUGGCCAUUCCAUUCCAAUUCCAUUUUUCAAAUUGCCAUAGGGUCCCGUAACAAUAAAAAACAGACUUCCGAGACAAUUUGAAGAGUUUUGAUACCCAUAUUGCUAGGACAUUAUUAAAAUUUACAUAUCAUAUCCUAGUACUGGAACAUUACACCGAAAAAUCCGGAUUACUAAAAACCAGAUCCAUUAUUCCGGUUCUAUUGCACAGAAUCAAAAAGUGGACAAGUUUCUGAAUCCAAAACAUCUAAAAGUGUCCAAAUCGGUUAAAGGAAGCCAUAGUUCUGAUCAUUUCAAUUUGUGGGUACCCGGGUACCCUCGUUGGUCUGUUAAAGGUGUUUUUUUUGUUGGACACAUAACUGUUAAGAAACAAAGCAUGUCAAUGACGUCAGUUGCAUUGAAAUAAGCCGAAGGAAUGCCUUGUCGAGACCUCAAGUAGUCUUUUUUAUUUUUCAAUACCAUUCUUUCAUAAAGUGGCGCUGUUGGAAAUCAAUUUAUUCAACUUGUAUUAGGCAGAUUCUAGGAGCACUAAGUUGUAAGAUCCAUGUAUUUCACACUCAAUACGGUGAUCAGUAACCACUCCGGUCGAACCUGUAAAUUUUCGUUUUAUCAAAGGAUUUUGUGUGAAACAUUUCAUACUAAAUCGAACGGAGCUGUUGGGAAGCCCAUGAAGCCUAAACCCAAAGAGCCUACCAAGUUAGUUCAAUAAGUAACCAGCUAUCAGAUUUAUUUGUCAUCCAAUUCUUAGUUAUCAACGUUUUAAUAGUUGUCGAAUUAUAAUAAAUGUACAGUUUCAUAUCCUUGGUAGAUAAUAGUCCUGCUUCCGUCCUAGGUUCGCUUGAUGUACAAAUUAUUUAUAUGUAGUUCCAUAACACACCAUAGCUCAUUAACACAGUAGUUUGAAACAGUGGACCCUUCCUUUAUCACGCUAUAGCUUGCAUUUGCGAAAAUCCUUCGAAUGAAAGGCUAAACAUUUUCGCAUGUAUAUCAACUUAACCAGCCAUCGCCGUAUGUAGUAGAUCGUGUCCCGGCCUUUAAAAUGUUUCCUAAUUAAAAACCUAUCGAGUUUCGCUACUUAUGAACGAUACCUAUUCGCAUCUAUUCUGCAUCACGAUGGACCUCUUCGAACGAAACGAACAUCCCAUCCGCCAUAUUGCAGAACUACAAUACUUUCAAGUAUCUAGCUAAACCUUCCAAUUUGUCAACCGUGCUCUUCUAAGCAAUAGUAAGAAUAAGUUGGUCAAAACAUCUGAAAACCGCUAACAACUCUUUACAGUCUAAAUAAUCCAUCAUUAGAGCAGUACAUAACUGUAGUCAACCGCAUGCGCCCAUAAAACAAGUCGCAGGUCUCGAAAAGCAAUCCAACGAUGGUGUUUGGACAGGGUCACAACCGUCGCGACGCUAACCAAACCACGCUGCAUCUAUCAUUAGAGUCGUUGUUUUCUUCGUUGCAAUCUUCCGUUUGAAGCAUUUCUUUUGUGCACAUUCUCUCACCUCCUAAUUCGCUGCUAGUUUUAUUUUUUCCCACUCACACACACACUCUCUUACUUUUAAACCGAGCAUUAGAAUAAAAACACUACUGCCCGCUAGCCGACCAAUCCGAUCCACAACUACAAUCUUUUCUCUAUUGUUUCUCCCCUCUCUUUCUUCUCUCAAACAGGCCCGAAGAACCAAAACGUUCCGCCUGGCAAAGCCUACUUUGAUGUCACCGCUAGAAGUUCCCAGCGAAACGCCAACGGCAACGACGCUCGCCAGCACAAAGAUGAAACCGCCGGGUCCCUGUUACGCUAGCAAGCACAACAACAUCAGCAAAAACAGUACCACCCUUCCGGUCGUUCCAUCGCUAACACCCGUAAAACCGACCCCACUCCGUAAGUCGAAUCCCCGGUCCUCCGGUGCAGCGCUAAUCAUAACCACAUCUUCGCAAAGCGCUAGCGCUCGGCAGCAUUCACCACCGCUCUCAUCAGCGUCCUCAUCCUCCUCCUCCUCAUCUUCCACGUCAGCUUCAUCGGCCGAAUCGUCUCCGUCGUCGGUGACCACCGUCACCACUAUCGAGUCGCAUUCCUCGGCUUCCGGUCCGACACCGCGCGGUUUGAUCGGGGAGUAUCUGGCGGCCAAGAGUCGCAGCCAGCAGAUUCCACCGCCUAUCUUCAGUCCGACGGUUACUUCGAGCACGACGAUCGGUAAUGUCGAGCAGCAGCAGCAACAGGCAAUGGCCUACAAGCAUCCGAUUUUGCUGAUGGAUGAGGAUGAGAACGGAUACGGUAGUGUGCUGUCUAGCGUUGGGAAUGAGCGCAAUCGUGAGGUGGAGGUGAAACUUGUCGAAGAUAACUCAAUUGAACUGCUCGAUGCGACUAAGGAUGAAGAGUUGAAUGAGGGUGAGAAGGAAUCGUUGAUUGUGCCGAAGCCGAAGAUGAAUGCGUUUCAUUCGUCACCACCGAAAGAUGAAAGCCCUACUAAAGGUGGAACGGAGAAUGGUGAUGGCAGGUGUAGAUUAGUAGGAAAGGUUAAUCCUAAUAUUUUAAAGACUUGGGAACAGCUAAGAGGCGGUGGAAUCGGGGGGAAUGAUUUCUGCGAGCACAAGAGAAAGAACUCUCGAAACAGUUUGAUAACGGUGACGUCCUCGGAGAACAGUGGCGAUAAGCAGAGCUGUCUGAUUUUCUAUCGAAAUCAGUACAAUGUGACGGAAAAGCCGAGUGAUUUCACGGUAACCCGAAUUCAGCAUAGCGACCGUUCGGUCAGUUCGACUACGAUUGUUGACGAAAGUACGGCCGAUCCGAAGACAGUUUCUUCUACCCUUUCGAUGGUAACGUCGUCGACGACUACGGAGACGAGUUCGGAGGGUUGCUACGAUUUCUACGACAGCAUAGACGCUGGCAGUAGCAGCGGUCAGCGUGGUGGCGUGAUGAUGAUGGAUGAAAUCGAAGAGGAUGGAGAUGAGUACGCUAUGAUGGCGGCCGGAGAGGGUUUGGCCGACUUUACCUCGCUGGAUCGAACCAAGCUGAUGUGGUCGAUCGACGUGGAAUGAUGGGUUGAGGUGUUAGGGUACUAUCCGGGAAGUAACCUGAAAGCAAUCAGUAUUUUUGACAGUAUGUCGGUGCGGGGAGGAAGGGAUUUUUUUUUAUUAUAGCCUUUCCCACAUAGAUUGUUAGACGUGCAAGGACUGUAAUUUUUAUUUGUUAAACCUUGCGAUUAGAUGUUUCGUUCUGUCAUGUUUUCACGUACUAAACGUAAAUUGUUUCUGUAUCCAGAUCUGGAAUUCUAGUCAACGUAAUUUUGUUCUGGUAAAUAUCCGGCGGACGUUAGAUUUUCUUAGCACCCUUUGUAUCCCUAUGCUUGAAAACACUUUUUUGCCUAAGAAAUGGUAAUACACGGUGACGGACGUUGAAUCUGUUAUUAGUAGUUAUCAACGCACAAGCUUUCACCAUCAAAAUUUGAAGGGCCCAAAGACACCUCAAAAUUGAAAAAUUAUUAAUUUACACAAGAUCUUUUUUGUGCGAUUUCAUCGGAGUAUUCUGAUCUAUGGUUUGAACUAUUUUUUUGCUCAAAUUUGCUUCAGAGAAACAGUGUCACUCUACUAUUAAAAACUACUGUAGUAAUGUAGCUCAGUUGAACCAGUUGGAAAUUUCUCAGUAUUCAAUUAAUAAUCAAUUCAAUUGUAUUGAUUUGUAUAACAAAGAUGAAUGGAAUAUGGAGUGCUUAAUGGUUGUGACAAUUAAUAAGACUACAAAAGCAGCCGUUUCCCUUCCGGAAGAACGCUGUAACGAAUCGUGUAAUAUUAUCUUGGUUGUCAUCAUCCCUAUAGAAGAGAAUAUUGCACGAUAAAGCAGAAUGUCGUAUAUGAUAAAGCUGUAUAAAAGUGAUUCCCGUAAGCCUGAACCAAAUUUUUCUCUUCAAUAAAUGCUACGUUAAAAAAAGACGGCCUCAAAUCUCUCAGUGCCGUUAUUCGAGUUCAGGCUCCAAGUUCCAUAUCAAUAUUACAGAAUUGACCGCAUCAGAACAGUAUAGCGAUAUAUUGCUGGUAAUCAAUAGAUAAUCAAUAUUAUAUUAUUCAUCAAGUAGACGAUAAUUAAAACAAAAGGCUUUCUUUCGUGAGACUAAAAUCACCGAGCACUUCUUGUAUACAUAUACGGUGCAUGCUGCACCAAUCAACGAUGGUUUGUGAGAAAUCUGCAAUAUUCAAUUAAGCGGAUAAGCCGAAACGUCUUGAGAUCGUCUACGAAGGAAAGGCGUGGAGCAUUUAGCACUAGAUGCACGUCUUUGAUGUAAAGCGGAAACAUCAGCAGUCUCAAGUGGCUUCCCUGGGGUACUCCUGAUGUAGGAGUAAAUGGUGGUGCAUGGCUCUUCAAUGACAAACAAUAUCUCUCGAUCUUUGAGGUAGGAUGAAAACAACUGCAAAAAUGCUGUUGAUUCACAAUCUCUCUAUUUUAAGGAUUAUUAUAUCGAGGUUCACUUUAUCAAAAGUAGCAGAUAGGUUUGAACGCAACGUUCCACUCUCGCGGUUAACGGCUCGUUCGGAAUUUCCUCAUAAAGUGAAUUUUGACAGUUGACUUUUGAGCUCUAAUCGUAUACGUUUGUCGAGUGUUGCUCUGGUUAUCAUGACAAUGAUGUUGACUGUACAGAGAUGCAUCUAUAUUUGUGUCUGGCUCACCCAAAUCUCAAGAAAGAAGUUUCACAAAUCAAGCUUAUAUUUAAUGUAAGGGAGAAAAAGCAGGGUCGCCUAGAUCACUGCUGGAUCUGGCGGUCAUCGUGCGGCUUGAGGUGCCGCGAGCCGUCCGUCUCCUGUGUCGUUCCGGCGACUCGGAUGCCCCGUGGGUUCUUCGUUCACUCGUUAUCAUAGACUGCAGCUCCUGGUUCUUUGUGGUCUUCUCGAUACCGACAUUAGCGAUGGUGGUACCAAAAGCAAACGCAAAUUCAGCCGACGGCGACCAGCAACCGAGUGAAACAAUAGACCCAGCUUUGUCGUGCAUCACUCCACUUCUUUUGUUCCUCUUCAUCAACAACAGGUCACGAGAAACAGCACCCUUUUGAUAGCCAUUCAAAGGCACUCUUCUAUUAGAAAUUAUUGCCGAUUUUAACUCAAAUCUCCUCAAGCGUGUAACUACUCAAUCGGCCCACAAUGUGUCGCACUGGACAGAGGUUUUCUCCGAAGGCCAGGCCUCUACUUCGUCGUACCGAUCCGCGGUCAGUUUGGCCCGGGUUACACGAGCCUGAGAUCCCUUUACCGCAAAAGUAACACCGCUAUUUCUUUCCUCAAAAUUCGACCGGAUUCAGGAACAAUCUCUCACCUGGUCCACGUGCUUUUCGGCUUCCUAAAGCGGGGAGAAACACCACUACUAUCGACCGUACUCGGUCAACUCUUUUCUCUGACUACUACUUUUUUCCUGUCACCCGUUCUUCCGGGGAUUCGUUUACAAGCAAAUUGUUACUUUCAAGCGAGCCGUUAAAUGCGCCCCUCUUGCAGUGCACGCUAUUGUCUUAUUACUCCCAUCGAACAUUUCAAUUACACAUAAUACUGUAACAAUGCCAUCAAUACCAGCAGACUGUCAUAAACCAAUCAUUCUAUCGAUAUUCCCGAUCAAGAAUGAUUAUUUCGCUGCCAUGUCGAAAACGAAUGUUAUGUGUUUAUGGGCUGUAGUAUCUUGGAUCAUCAUAUGUUUACUACUGUCCAGGCCUGUUGGAGAAAUCUGCAAUAAUUAAUUAAGCGGAUGAGAAGAAAUAUUCUUAGAUUGUCUGCGAAGGACCGGGAAGAAAUCUCCAGCACUAAAUACACGCCAUUGAAAUAAAUCAGCAACAGCAUCGGUCCCAAAAAGCUUCCCUGGACUAUUUUCGACAUAGAAGUAGAUGUGGCCUUGUAAUCUCCAUUGUCAACCAUUAUCUCUCGAUGUGUGAACUAGGAUCGAAGCAGCUGCAAAAACUACCAUUGAUUAUUAAUUUCUCCAUUUUUUCGAUUGUUGUGUCGUAGUUCACUCUAUCGAAAGUGUCAAAUAAGUCCACAAUAUUAUAGCUUUUAUCGAAUAUAAAAUGAAAGUUGGAUGUGCUCAAAUGUAGUCCCAAAAUUGCCUCAUAUCAUUAAUGGUUCUUAGAAGGAGGUAAAAAGUGGUGCACUCGCUUCAAUGACGUUGGCCGUCGUCAUCAUACAAUCCCGGGGAAUUGCUUGAGGGUUUCCUUUCCGUUGUGCCCUGCGACGUUGAUUUGUCUUUUUUCCCUCCUAGUCAAUCCGGUGGUACUCAUGCGAUUGGCAAGGUGCAUUUAAUUGAUUCGGCCAUAUUGUGUAGGAAAGCGCCGACCUUUUCCUUUCGUUUGCCUCGACCUUUGCUCGAGAGGAUCACUGCAAACCAGCACCGCAAAACCCGAGGAUCGAUUCGCGCGAUUCAUGCUCAAAAAGCAUUAAAAAUCCUGACCAAACUUUCUCCCGAGGAAAUCUCCAGCACCCGUCUUUUCAUUCCUUUUCUCUUCUUGUGGUGGCAGUUGUGUGCGAAUGUAACUCGUCCGGGCCAAAUCACGAGUUUUUCACUCCGCAGAAGGCUAUUAUUGACGGAUUUCUAUGUCAGCUUUUCACCAUCAUAUCACCAAUCUUUCACCUCAAAAGGAAGCUGUCUCUGCCACGCGCAGCGCUUUUCUUCUUGCUCAGGAGAAAAACGUGCUUUUCCGCUGGGGGAAAUUUUCCCCCGAUUCCUUCACGCCACACGCCGUUAGCACUUGUUUGACCAGGAAUUCCGAUCCAGGCCUUCCUACUGCACAUCUAAACGACCGAACCGGAUCGAAAGAAAACAGUCGAACGACACAAAAGCCUGAAACUUUUCACUCAAACGCGCGGAACGAUCGACGCAUCUUUUCUGAUCCUGCUUCCCUUCUGACUUUUUUUUACGUUUUUCCUUUUUACCUUUUGACGCUUUUACCUACGUUCGGUUUUUGUUGCCAGAAAAAUUUUUGCUUGUCAAGCUAAUGUUUUUAUUCACACACCUUCUGUCCGGUAUGCCGUGCACGCUUAUCACAUUUACCUCAAAGAAUCAUAAUUUAAUUUUAUAAUUUAAUUCAAUAUGCACAUUAUGUUAACUAUUAUGUGCAAACAUAAAACGAAUUCGUCGUCAGUGUCGCCACACUGUUAAAAAUACGAUGUAACAGCACUCUGACGGCUGUAGUAGGUUUUCCUGAAAGUUAAUCGUAGGAAGGGGUUAUUACGUAGAGCUCGAGAAUACGGACUUGAAGAUUCAGGCGUCCGAGGAUUGUAGAGCAAUUCACUCUGGGAGACAGUAAGUCGGAGAUGAACAGGUCUCGAGAGCAGUUCCUUCGGAUGCCUAGAGUAUCGAGCUGUACUAACUGAUAACAGUUUUUGUAGCUCGGCUACUGAAAUAUGUUUCGCCAAGGAUAAUGUCGAAGUGCAAAGCGUUUGAACCGGCGUUGGACAGUCUCGAUUCUGUCAAUCCCAUUCUGGUAGUACGAAUUCCAAAUACAACACCCGUCCCGUAUUCCUUGAAAAAUCUUCAUGUCGUCGGCGAAAGAUAGGCGGGGCCCUUAUAAUUUGAUAUUACGUCAUUAAAGUAGAGGAUGAAUAUUACUGGGCGGAGAUGGCUUCCUUGCGGGAUGCCGGAUGUAGUAAGGAAUGGGUGCAAAUAGAUAGUCCUUAAGGGCUGAUUUGGAGUUGCCUUCAAUCGAGUUAGUAGCGAAAUCAACGCAGAAGUUGUCCAUGAGAUACGCUGUACGCUGCUUUCCAUCAGGAAGGAAAUGUUCCUGUAGUGAGUGACAGAACGAGGACUCGCCGAAGUGGUUCAAAAAGCCCGCUGAGGCAUUUUUUGACAAACAUCGAAGGGGAAGGCCUUCUGGGCCCGGGGAAUUAGAUGCUUUUAGCUUGGAAUUUGCUGCAAGAAUGGGAGCAUUAUGGAAGGCGCUCGAAAAUUUGUCGGAGAACAGUUGGUGAAUUUCCUUAGUUUAGGUGCCUUAAAUUCCAUUGAAUGACAUACAAGAUGGUAAACCGGAUUCUUUUCAUUGCUCGUCUACAUACUUCCAGAACGACUUGGGCUUAGCUUUCAGUUCAGUAAGUAGUGUUAUCGUAAUGCAAGUGUCUUAUGUUGCGAAAUUUUUUGGAACGCUUGGCAGUUUUUAAUCGUCAAGGACGGUUGAUUGCCAGGGAGGGUGUUGAUUGGUACUAAUUGUUCGGCACAUGGCGGUCGAUUAGAUAGUUACGAAUAUUAGAAAACGUCAUCGCUGCUUCGUUCACGUCGUCAUUGUUAAGAUUUUCGUCCGAGUUUAUAUACAACAGCGUGUGCUAACGAUGCUGUCGUUGUCAGCGUUUUUAAAAAUCGUAGACGAUAGAGCUUGGGACGCCUUUAAAGUUCACUCCAAGGUUACCAGCGAGUACAAUAUGUAGUGGGGCAUGAUGACGUACAUGCUGGACUAAAGGAGUCGGAACAGUGCAGCAGCAAGGAUCGUAAUCCCGGGUACUUGCAAACCAGAGAUCCAAUGUACGUUCAUUCUCGUUGUUGACAUUAAUGAUUUACCGAAGAGUUAAUAAAUUUACUAACUUUUAUAUUCUCCACUUUCUCUCGCUGCUCGGCGAUCGGCUACUGUUGGCAGGAAGGCGACGGUUUCGUCCGACCGGCCGGGACUCCAACGGCCGCGUUCUCCUGCUGGUACCGUUGGCUGCUAUCGCAGCGGUCCUUUUCAACUAGCUAGGGAGGUGAGCAAAGCUCUUUUGUUGGAACCUCAGGUAAAUCCGUUGUCCUACCUGCUUCGCCCUCCUUUGCGAUUAACUGUGCAGGGGAGCUAUGUUCGUUCGGCUGAUCCUCCACAGUGAGGGCGGCGUAGUACUACUGGGUCCUUUGUGUUUAGCCAGGGAAACGAGUAGCUCCUUUACGUUUCCUUUCCGUUUGAGUACCCGAACCACGACGGACACUUUUCGACGGGAUUACUUGCCGUUGCACGGGCGCAUUUAACUUUUUGUCCAGUGGCGGGAAACUGUCCCGAAAAAAAACUAUUUACGGAAGUCUGUUCAACGCCGUGGUUCGACACUUUCUAUCGCAACUACGAUGGCCGUCUUCCACCUCAACCGAAAACAACCACAAACCGCCUAGUCGCAUAGCUGUCAUCGAUGAGCAGCAUAACCAGUGCACUCGUAUUUUUGCAAGAGGAGAGCGGUGACCUGCCUAAAUCCUAUGUUACUUAUUUACUAUUAUAUAACAACAUUGUCAACACCUAUCUACACGCACAUAACCGUUCCCAAACGCGAAAAUGAACAAAAAUGUACAACUUAUGUCGUUUUCGCUUGAGGCAGAAACUAACUCAGUUUCGGAACUAUAUGCUGUCAAACCGUUUGUUUGAAGCCAGUUUCGAACCUAGGUUAUGCUCCACUGAACUGAAAACCGAGUUGGGUUCCAACCUGAAAUAUAUUUCGGGUUCGCUCGCACUACCGCUGUUUUGCGAGAACCCAACUCAGUUCCAUUAAAAACGUUUGUUUGAAGCAACCAACCUGGGUUAGUGUCUAGGUUCUCAAUCGAAAACGACAUUAAUGUGAACAGUACCGAACAGCGGUGAGCAAAGUUUUAUGUAAACAAAUACACUCUACGGAGUGUAUAUCCAAAAUUAGGUAUAUUUCCGCCCAGUGCUAAAUUGUUACCCUGACGGGUUACACCUAUCUGGUUGUUGUGUAAAAGUUAUACUAAAUUUCAAAGUAGUAUGAUCAGUACAAAUAACAAAAAAGGUGUUAAUUGAUUACCGCAGUAUGACGACGAAAUUGCAGCAUUGUCAUUGUCACCUAGAACAUCCAGAGUGUAUGUGAGGAGAGCGAAGAUAACUGUCAUGAUUAUCUGUCAGUGUUAUUCCAAAUAACCACCGACCUCUCAUAAUACAUGGGUUUGACGGAUUUGACUCGUUUGAAACAACACUGACAAGUAAUUAUUGUUGCAUUUUUGUCAGUUGUCACACAUAUACUCAGAGAAGGUCGUGACAUUUUUUCCGUAACACUCAACGUCUGUCACCGUGGCCACACUACAAGAAAUAAAACCGUCCACAUUGUGCACCAAAACCAGAACCCGGUAACUACGGAAUAAGAACUCAAAACCCAGUCAUUUGCUCAAUAGUGAUUUGCUCGAAGCAAAUCACCAAAUUGAUGCGUUCAUGUAUUAACUAGAAUUAUAUGAAACAAAUGCAAGUAAACAAACAAAAAACACUGCACGAAACAGUGCGGAAUCAUAUUUAUUUUUGAUAACAUCUAACUUAAACGAAAAAUCAAACUACUCAGAAGAAGCGAAAUAAUACAUUCCAAAACGAAUGCGAAGAAUGGUAAAGUAAGCUAAAGCAGAUUUUAAAUACACGAAGAUAUAUUUUUCUAUACCAACCAAUCAAAGUUUCCCUAACUAAGACUUGAAGGUGAAUCCAGUACUGCACCACUAGCAUUCAUUAGCAAAACCUAGUACUACAUUUUAAUGGCUUCACUGCAUAGAGACUACUUAUAAGAAGAAAAAAAGUACUGACCUGGCUACUCACACCACUAUCAGAAUCAGCAGUCAUUGAAACAAAGUAAAAAAAAAACAAAGAAGCGAAAAUCACAAACGAUUCUCGUUCUCGCUGUGAUAAUCAAAAUUGGCAAAACAAAACCAAAAAUUUGGAUGAAAACAACCAACCUCUGGAUCUGAUGAAACUCUAGACAACUUGGUUCUGACUGUGCAUGACCGGUAUGUGUGCGUGUAUGUGUUUGCGCGUGCGUGUGUGUAGUCAUAAUACUAUUGCGACUACUUGUAGCGACAUCUACUAUUUAAAGACCAGUACUAAACUAUUGUUAUACGACAUCACAAAUCACAAGGAAGGAAGAAGACCCGCUUACCGCAAAAAUCAUCAUCAUUUAAUCCGAGUGUGAAAAUCAUCAUCCGCGAAGACAGCAUGCUGUCCCAUUAAUCAUCAACCAUUAAAAUAGGACGUAAUAAAUUAUUGGUACUGGAAGCUAUAGAGAGACAGAGAGAUACCGGGCCGGAACAGAGCGGCAGCGGUGUAGAUUCGCUUUUAGACCUUAAACCGGUGAGGUGCCCGCGAGUGAGGAAGGCUGCAAACUAUCCCCAAUUGCGGAGCACCCACCCACCCACACACACACACACAAGACAGAGUACUGCUGCUAAAACUAAAAACUAUUCAAUUUCAUUAUGUUAUAAAUAUGUGUAAAUACUAUGGAAAGUUAGACCGUGUGAGGGAAUUGUAGGAAGUGAACAAAUGUUUGAAAUAAUGAUAAUAGUAACUAUUAUUAUUACGAGUAUAAUUAUUAUGAUUUGAAAAAUACAAAAAACUGGAAACAUGUUAUAUAUUUCAAUUAAAUUAAACAA
This is a messenger RNA of Topomyia yanbarensis, 13519 nucleotides long. RefSeq names its product nuclear pore complex protein DDB_G0274915-like. NCBI's taxonomy places the organism in Eukaryota, Metazoa, Arthropoda, Insecta, Diptera, Culicidae. The transcript has a single exon. Bases 3910 to 5235 code for a protein of 441 amino acids. The record is from RefSeq and is a predicted model, not a curated record.